Molecule: messenger RNA, 2009 nt
Organism: [Torrubiella] hemipterigena
Lineage: Eukaryota; Fungi; Ascomycota; Sordariomycetes; Hypocreales; Clavicipitaceae
Source: the annotation of a GenBank genome assembly
GCCGCUGCCACUUUUCCUCUCCUCUCUCUUUCUGAUUCAUCUAAACGGCGGCGUUGCUCUUCCGCUAAUAUUUAAUAUUAUUCUCUAAUAUCAUACUGCUUUGUCAACUAUAACUCUUCAUCCUUCGAAUCCAGCACAUUCUAUUCAACAACACACAAGCUCCAGAAAGGCCAUACACCAUAAUGGCCGAUCAAUCCAAUGCUGCUCCGGGCCCUGAUCCCAAGGGGCCCCAGGAGUUUCUCCCGUUUCGUUGCCUGCCGCCUGCCUCAGGUCCUGACGGCGCCUUGAACCGUUGGUCCUCGGUCAUCACACGCGGCCAUGACUUCCCCGGUGCCCAGGCCAUGCUGUACGGUGCUGGUGUCAAGGAUGAAAAGACGAUGAAGGCUGCGCCUCAAGUCGGCAUUUCCACUGUUUGGUGGGAGGGUAACCCUUGCAACACCCAUUUGCUCGAGUUUGGUAACAUUGUUAAGCGCUCUGUCGAAAAAGAGGGCAUGCUUGGCUGGCAGUUCAACACCAUUGGCGUUUCGGACGCCAUCACCAUGGGUGGUGAAGGUAUGCGCUUCUCGCUACAAUCCCGAGAAAUCAUUGCCGACUCCAUCGAAAGUGUAACAUGUGCCCAACACCACGACGCCAACAUCUCCAUCCCCGGCUGUGAUAAGAACAUGCCCGGCGUGGUCAUGGCUGCCGCCCGCCACAACCGCCCCUUCAUCAUGAUCUACGGCGGCACCAUUCGCAAGGGCCACUCCUCUCUUCUCGAAAAGGAAAUCAACAUCUCCACCUGCUACGAAGCCUCUGGCGCCUACUCCUACGGCCGUCUCGAAGCAAAGACCAACCCUGGCGCCGAAGGCCGCUCCUCCAGCGACGUCCUCUCCGAUAUCGAGCACCACGCUUGCCCCGGCGCCGGUGCCUGCGGUGGCAUGUACACUGCCAACACCAUGGCCACGGCCAUUGAGGCCAUGGGUCUCACGCUGCCCGGCUCCUCAUCAUAUCCUGCCGUGUCACCCGAGAAGAACCGUGAGUGCGAGCGAGCCGCACAAGUUAUCAAGACAACCAUGGAGAAGGACAUCCGCCCUCGCGACCUCAUGACCCGCGCUGCCUUUGAGAACGCCCUCGUUCUUACCAUGAUCCUCGGCGGCUCUACUAACGGUGUGUUGCACUUCCUCGCCAUGGCUAACACCGCUGGCGUCGACCUCACCAUUGACGAUGUCGCCCGUGCCUCCGACCGUACACCCUAUCUUGCUGACCUGGCCCCCUCUGGAAAGUACUACAUGGAAGACCUGUACCAGGUCGGCGGUACACCAUCUGUGCUCAAGAUGCUUAUUGCCAAGGGCCUCAUCAACGGCGACAUCAUGACUGUCACAGGCCAGACUCUUGCACAAAACGUUGCCGAUUGGCCCGCCCUCGACCCUGGUCAGAAGAUCAUCCGUCCUCUCGAGGAUCCCAUCAAGGACAGCGGUCAUAUCCGCAUCCUGCGCGGAAACUUUGCUCCCGGAGGCGCUGUCGCCAAGAUUACUGGCAAGGAAGGCUUGUCAUUUACAGGCAAGGCCCGUGUCUUUGACGCCGAGAAAGAUCUCAACCAAGCUCUCUCUCGCGGCGAGAUUAAGCGCGAAGACGGCAACCUCGUUCUUAUUGUUCGCUACGAAGGACCCAAGGGUGGCCCCGGCAUGCCCGAGCAGCUCAAGGCAUCGGCUGCCAUCAUGGGUGCUGGCUUGAACAACCUUGCUCUAGUCACUGACGGCAGAUAUAGCGGCGCUUCCCACGGCUUCAUUGUCGGCCAUGUGGUUCCCGAAGCCGCUGUCGGUGGCCCUAUUGCUCUUGUCAAGAACGGCGACGAAAUCACCAUUGACGCCGUCACAAAUCGCAUCGACGUCGCCAUCUCCGACGAGGAAAUGGAGGCUCGCAGACAAGCCUGGGUUGCGCCCCCUCCUCGCGUCAGGCGUGGAACUCUAGCUAAAUAUGCCAAGUUGGUCGGCGAUGCCAGCCACGGCGCUGUGACGGACGGUCUCUAA